AUGGCACCGGGUGUUAUCAACUCUCCUCCGAGGGGCGGAGACGUGGAAAUGGGCGCCGCUUCAAUUCUCGCUUCCAGAAAGCCAGUAUUUGGUAAAGCUGGCAGCCCCAAUGAUAUUGCCACAAUUCUCGCCCCGCUAUACAAAACGAGCAAUCUGGCCAAGAUUCUGAGUACUGCAGAAAAGUACUUGGCCGAGAAUGAUCCCCCUAAACGCUUCCCCGAAACAGUACCCCAAACCGGUCCACAAAAGGGAAUAUACCAGUGCAGGGAUGCCGAAUUUUGGACAUGUGGCUUUUUUCCCGGAAAUAUCUAUUGCGUCCUCGAGAGGCUCAGAAAAUAUCCUGGAUCAAGCGUGUCCAAAGCUUGCCAGCCAGAGGACGUUCCACGGGAUUUCCCACUCAGCCUUAUUGAGCACGUCACAGAUCUAUGCCAAAAGUGGUCUGCUCCGCUACAUGCUAUGUCGAAACGAACGGACACUCAUGAUCUCGGGUUCAUCGUUCAGCCUGCCCUCCGCCGAGACUGGGAACUCUUCGGCAAUAAGCAAUCCCUGAUUUCAUUGCUCACUGCAGCCGAGAGUCUUGCCAGCCGAUAUGAUGAGCGUGUUGGGGCCAUUCGCAGCUGGGACAGUUUCCAAAAUGCGCACCACAGCAUCACCAGUAUGGACGAUGAUUUCCUGGUUAUCAUUGAUAGUCUCUGCAAUCUCGAUCUUUUAUUCUACGCCGGAAGCUACAAAAUGUCCCCUCGCCUUAUUGAGAUCGCAUCUAAGCACGCCGAAACCCUCCUAUCUACGCACCUUCGAACAGAGUCCGUCGUGCCCGGGAAGACGUUGUUCUCAACCUACCACGCCACGAAUAUCUCUCCGAAAGACAAUGGAAAAGUGAAGAGAAGGCUCACAGCGCAAGGCUAUGACGACAACUCAACCUGGGCUCGCGGGCAAGCAUGGGCGAUUCUAGGCUACGCCCAAACUUUUGCUUGGACAAGGGACCCAAGGUUUCUGGAGGCUUCAUUGGGCCUGGCAGACUAUUUUAUCUACCGUUUGGAAUCAUCUCCGGAUGUUGUCAAGGAGAAUGGCGUCGGGCAAUAUGUUCCUUUGUGGGACUUUGAUGCUCCAAUAAAGCACACAAAUGUUCACGGCUCUGAGGCUCCAUUGAGAGAUGUUUCUGCUGGAAUGGUUGCCGCAAAUGGGAUGAUUAUCCUCUACGGUCUACUUCAGGGAGCUGGGAAGAAUGAGCUAGCAAAGCGGUACUUGGAUUAUUCCCUUGUCAUAGCCAAGGACACGGUUGCGCUCGCUUAUAAUAACGAUGAGAUGGGCAUGAGCUUCGACUCGGAAACAGGAAAGAUACAGACCUACGCAAUAGGAACUGUCGACGGAAGAUCCUUUGAUGGGAUUUUGGAAAGGUCAACAUCGAACUUUAAUCAAGAUCAUGCAGAUCGGACUUGGGAUCAUGGAUUGGUCUACGCGGAUUAUUAUUUUCUUGAGCUGGGCAAUAGAUUUCUAGAUAUGGGUCUUGUCUGA
Messenger RNA from Penicillium longicatenatum, 1515 nucleotides. RefSeq lists its product as uncharacterized. The coding region runs from base 1 to 1515 and encodes 504 amino acids. Lineage: Eukaryota; Fungi; Ascomycota; Eurotiomycetes; Eurotiales; Aspergillaceae. Gene Ontology annotation, molecular function: chondroitin hydrolase activity. The record is from RefSeq and is a predicted model, not a curated record. The transcript is spliced from 3 exons. Gene Ontology annotation, biological process: polysaccharide catabolic process.